Messenger RNA from Mus pahari (shrew mouse), 621 nucleotides. RefSeq names its product chromosome 3 C9orf116 homolog (gene Pierce1). The transcript has 3 exons. The record is from RefSeq and is a predicted model, not a curated record. NCBI's taxonomy places the organism in Eukaryota, Metazoa, Chordata, Mammalia, Rodentia, Muridae. The coding region runs from base 1 to 420 and encodes 139 amino acids. Gene Ontology annotation, cellular component: axonemal microtubule. Gene Ontology annotation, biological process: axoneme assembly.
AUGUCUGAAGAAAAACCUCAAGAGUGCGCGGAGGAGCCGGAGCCGGAGGAGCCCAAAGCUAAGCCCGCCCCAGAGAAGACCAGCGACUACUACCGCGUUAGCGAGAAACUUCCAGUCAGGUUCAACAACCCGGGGUGGUUUCAUGGCUACGGCACCAACGAAGCUGUUUCCAUGUACAGGACCAGUAACCAAACCUACGGGAGCAGAGCCCCCACGGUGCAUGAGAUGCCGAAAGUAUUUUAUCCAUCUUCAAAUAAGUUUUCCAGACAUCACGCAGCUUUUGGAAUGUUCCGGAGUCAUAAUAUUAAUGUCACCCUGGAGAAGAGCAUCGUGACUGGGCCCGACAAUCACAUCACCCACUAUGACCGCUUGAACUUUCACCCCAGUUACAAUGUCAACAGGCCAUCCAUCUGUGAAUAAGGGAGCUUCGUUCCUGCCCUCGGGGCUCUCCUGACUCAGGGCUGCUUUAGGGAGCACAGAUGCCCCUGAUCCUUGAACAGGUGCCCUAUUCUAAAGGCUUGUAUCUCACUGCCUUCUCAGAAAACACUUUUCCUUUCCGGAGGAGAAAAAAAUGUGCAAAUAGAGCCAUAAUAUCUUGUGUUCCGUAUUUCACACAGGAAA